AUGUCGACAACAAUUCAACUAUACGGAGGGAGAAAAAUUGACAUCAAGACAGGAUUAUUCAUCAAUAAUGAGUUUCGGCCAUCAGCCAAUGGCUCAGUUUUGACUACUCCAAAUCCAGCCACAGGAGAGAACUUGGCUACUAUUAGUGCUGCUACGGUUGAAGAUGUAAAUGCCGCCGUGACUGCUGCCAGAACAGCCUUUGAGACGACUUGGGGAAAGAAGAGCACGCCAUCUCAACGUUGUUCUCUCAUUAACAAAUGGGCCGAUUUGAUAGAGGCUAAUAUUGAUUCUCUUGCCGAACUUGAAAGUGUUGACAAUGGAAAGCCAGUUUGGAUGGCUCGUGAUGUCGAUAUUAAGGACAGCAUCGGGUGUCUUCGGUACUAUGCUGGACUUGCAGACAAGAUAGAGGGGCGUACUAUUGAACAAGAAGAUGGAAUAAAAAUAGCUUUUACCAGAGCUGAACCUAUAGGAGUAUGUGGCCAGAUUAUUCCAUGGAAUUAUCCCAUUCAAAUGUUCAUGUGGAAGGUAGCUCCAGCUUUGACUGCUGGAAAUACAGUUGUCAUAAAGCCUGCUGAGCAAACUCCUUUAAGUGCUCUUCGGUUGGCGGAGUUGGCACUUGAAGCAGAAUUUCCUCCUGGAGUCUUGAACGUGGUCAACGGUACUGGAGCCAUUACGGGAGACGCAAUUUCACGUCACAUGGAUAUUGACAAAAUUGCUUUCACCGGAUCAACGGUGACGGGAAGAAAAAUCAUGGGAGCUGCUUCGAAGAGUAACCUCAAGAAGGUUACCCUAGAGCUAGGAGGAAAGUCCCCAGUGGUAGUCUUCGACAGUGUUGAUAUUGACCAAACUGCCAAUUGGGUUUGCAUGGCAAUUCUUUUCAACCACGGGCAGGACUGCUGUGCUGGCUCACGUCUAUUUUGUUCAAGAGACGAUCAAGGAUAA
Molecule: messenger RNA, 942 nt
Organism: Meyerozyma guilliermondii ATCC 6260
Lineage: Eukaryota; Fungi; Ascomycota; Pichiomycetes; Serinales; Debaryomycetaceae
Exons: 1
Coding region: 1-942 (313 amino acids)
Molecular function (GO): aldehyde dehydrogenase (NAD+) activity
Source: RefSeq, a predicted model, not a curated record